AGCUAGUGCUAAAAUCAAGUGCAAUUAGAAAGAAGUAGGAUAAUGGCAAAGGUUUCUCUGUUUGUGGUGUGUGUGGUUUGUAUUCUAGCAGUGGCCUCUGCUCAGAGUGCGACCAAUGUGAGAGCUACAUAUCACUUGUACCAACCUGAGCAGCAUAACUGGGACUUACUGGCAGUGAGUGCAUAUUGCGCCACUUGGGAUGCUAACAAGUCCUUAGCAUGGCGCAGCAAAUACGGUUGGACAGCUUUUUGUGGACCCUCUGGACCUCAGGGCCAACAAGCUUGUGGCAAAUGCUUGAGGGUGACAAACACUCGAACAAACGCACAACAAACGGUGAGAAUAGUUGAUCAGUGCAGCAACGGGGGGUUGGAUUUGGAUAUUACUCCGUUCCAAAAGCUGGAUACCGAUGGGAACGGGAAUGCUCAAGGCCAUCUAAUUGUCAACUAUGACUUUGUAGACUGUGGUGACUAAGUAGUUCCAUUAGUUUCUGGCUACUACUUAUACUACAAUAACCUUUUCCAUGCUUUUUCUCUACUCAUGUCAUAAAUGGAAUUGAAUAAACAAAGCCAUACAAGUGCUUUAUUACUCGAUAACAACAAAUAAAUAAAGGGAUGUCAUUAAGUUGCUCUGGAUUUGAAAGGAGCAAUGAAUAGUAUUAUCAUGUAA
This is a messenger RNA of Cajanus cajan (pigeon pea), 666 nucleotides long. RefSeq names its product pathogenesis-related protein PR-4. Gene Ontology annotation, biological process: defense response to bacterium; defense response to fungus. Gene Ontology annotation, molecular function: RNA nuclease activity. Lineage: Eukaryota; Viridiplantae; Streptophyta; Magnoliopsida; Fabales; Fabaceae. The record is from RefSeq and is a predicted model, not a curated record.